Daphnia magna is the source of this 4110-nucleotide messenger RNA. RefSeq names its product centrosomal and chromosomal factor. NCBI's taxonomy places the organism in Eukaryota, Metazoa, Arthropoda, Branchiopoda, Diplostraca, Daphniidae. Bases 568 to 2121 code for a protein of 517 amino acids. The transcript has 2 exons. The record is from RefSeq and is a predicted model, not a curated record.
AUCUUGGCUUGGCGAUACUAGCGCCACCGCUAUCGCACACCCCAUCAUUGUGUCGCCCAUUUUGCCGACUUCAGUUGCCCACUGACGUUGUGAGAGAGAAGGUCGUUUCAACGCUUCUCAAGACCAAGAAAAACUCAAACAUUUCCCGAGAAGAAAGGAAACAUUUUCGACUUUUUAUUUCUUUAAUCCCCUUCGUUUGAUUCGUGUGUUAAAAGAAAUUUAGUCUGUGGAUUAAUUUCAACAUAACAUCUAGUGAUACUGUGUUCAUCUUUUUCGUGUUUCAAGUGUGGCCAACGCAGAAAAUUCGUGUCUCUCUUUUUUCUUUCCAUUGUGUUUUGUGGUUCCCAGAAUCUUUUUUUUUUUCUUUCUUCCCUUGUCCUCCACACACCCUCGACUCUCCAUCCCCCGCCAUAGGCCCCCAUUUUUCGUGCUGUCUGGCAGCCAUUUGUAAAAGAGAGAGAGAGAGAGAGAGAAAAAAAAGGGCCCCAACGAGAAACGGAGAGAAAAGAAGCUCCCUAGGCCAUUGGGGAGGACUGGCAUUUUAGCCUCGACAUACACAAUACAACAAUGUCGGCUUUGUGUGCGUUUCCUCCAUUAAUUCCGGCCGGCGGAGGAGGAGGAGGUGUUUACUCAGCCGGUUAUAUGGCUGACGUCAGCAGCAGUUCGAAUCGUAGCAGCUCAUUCUCUGCUUAUUCGAACGCUAUGGCGACAUCACAACCGUCUCGAAUCUCUUCGGCAUCUAUUCCGGCUUACGGAAGCACUUUUGCUGCCUUUCACCAACAACCAACAACGGCCGUUGGUGCUGGCAAAUCGACCGCCAUGAAAAUGACUCAACCCGAAUCGGCUUGGUCGUCACGAACGACGUCAUCAACGGAUGUGCCUCCGGCUGCCAAACGUCGAUGCACGGAUAAAAUGCGUUCGACAGCAGUCUGGUCUGAUCAACACGCUCAAAUUUGGCCGUCAUCAAACUCCAUUCCGGCUAGUGUUUGCCCGUCUGGUUGUACCAUGUGUCACUUGCAGAGACAACAGCAGCAACAACAAUAUCCGUCGUUGAAUGGAUUCCAACAGGCCUACGAUUGCAGACGGCCAUUGCAGGAGAAACAUCAGAAUCGCGAAGAAUCUUUAGCGGCCACCAAUAUGGCGGCCGUUGGCAAUUUGAAAUCUGCAAUGAAAUCAGCUGAUCAAUCUGCCGCGACCACCGUGCGGAUGCCGAAUGUCAAUCGCAGCCUAUCGGUCGAUCCGAAAAAGGAUUAUUCCGCUCCUUUGCACGUGGAUUGCAGCGUCGAAUACGAUUUGCCACGGAUUGUACGUCCACCACCCGGUGCCCAGCCGCUCCUGAUCCUCGCCCCGCCUCGUCCUUCUGCUGUGCCAUUGGCCACGCCCACUGGCUAUCAGACGUGGACGACGACGGCCAACUCGCUGUCCCAUCCGCCCCAGUGGAAUCAGCAGGGGGUAGGCACUCGCAUCAAAAGUGACAAGCCAUCCGCCGCAUCCGUCAAGUCUCAUCCGGCAGCCAUGCAACAACAGAAACUCAACUCUACGAUUUCAGGUGCCAUCCGGAAUAAUUCUACGGGCGGCGGAGGAGCUCCGUGCGGAUGCCCAUCUUGUUGUUUAGCGGCUCGACCCAGCCUUCCUCCUCCCAAUGUUUAUGCGGGGCCAACGGGCGUGGGUGGCGGUGCGGGUUGGAUGAACCAACAUUGGAGUCCUCCUGCUGGCGCUACCGCCUCUUCCGCCGGAUUCAAUUACGCUCCACCACAACAACAACAACAGCAGCAGCAGCAACAACAACAACCCACUUACCAACAGAUGGCCGCAUUUCACAAUAUCGAUCAGCAACCGCAACAGCCGCAAACGGUGAUCAAUAGGCGCCGGAAGCGUUCACCAGAAGUGAUUCCAUCGUCUGGUGGUGGUGGUGGUGGUAUGUCUACCACGUCCGAUAAGAUGCAGCGACUCUAUUCGACGGCUCAAUGGAUGCCGAAUCCAUCGUCGAUUCAGGCCGCGGCCGAGGCGGCUUUUGUGGCCGCUGCUGCAGCUGCUGCCGCCGCCGCAAGUCACCGUUACGUCACGUCCUCACCAGCCUGGAUGCAUGCAUCCGCUCAGCCUCUCAAGUUUCACUGCUGAAAAAAAAGGAAAUUGUUUGAUGGAAUCGCCAUUCCUUUUCUUUUUUUUUUUUACCCGACCAUAUUUUUUUUUUUUGUUAGGCGGCCGCCAUGUUUUUCUUUUUGUCAGCGACGGUUUUUCCUCAGAAAACAAACAAAAAAAAAACUUUUUUUUUUUUUCAAAAUCAAAGGCUGAUUACUGUGUUAGUUGGUUUCUCUUCCAAUGUGAUGCUUAUUCCGUUUUUUUCUUCUUUUUUUUUUUGAAAAUUGCAAUUCAAACUUUUAAUUCCUUAAAACACGCCCCGUUUUACCCACACUUUUGCUCGGAUUCCCGCAUCAGUCGUUUUUUAUUUUAAAUUAUGUGUGUGUAUGUGUGUGUGUGUGUUAUCCUUGUCGUCCAUCAGCAAUCCAGCGUCAUCGAAUCAUCCUACCCUCAUUUUUCCUCCCCCGUCUCGAAGGUGUUUUUUAAAAAACCCAUAUUUUUCCUUUUUUUCAAAACUGGAUUGUUUGUGUUAUCGUCCAAUAUUUUGUGAGGGUAGGAAUCAAGAAGGGGAAGGAAAAAAUCGAUUUAAAUUGGGACAUUUUUUUUGGCGCUGCAUUUUUUCAUUCAUUUGAAGUAAUGGGAGAGAACGACACAAUUCUUUUCCGUUUCCCUGUUUAUGUGUGUGUGUGUGUGUGUGUAACGAAACAACCGAAAAUCCCUUUCCGGCUUGUACGAUUGUUAUAGGCUCAUUUGUCAACGCAAAAUGGCGGCCUACACACGACAAACGUCUAAAAAGAAAGGAAAAAAAAACUUUAUAUCUCUGACGUGCCUCUUCUAUACAUAAACAUACUACAAUUUUACCACAUAGGUCUAUAUAUAUAUAUACAAUAAAUAUAUAUAUCUAUUUUCGAAUGUUCCAAAGGGAAACCCAUUUUUAGUCGAGUUGUAAAAAACUGGAAAAAGAGCGAAAAAAGAAAAAAAAACUCGUCGUUGUUUAUCAUUUCCUUGUCGUCAUUCUACUUUCCUCACCACUUGUUUUUUUUUUCCCCUGUCUUCACGCAUAUUUAUGAGUAUAAUGUUGGAUAGGGAAAUGGCCAAUGGGAUUCAGAAAUGCUGUCUAUCCAUUUUCAGUGUUUUUAUUUAAUUUUUUUUCCCCCCAUGUGUGUGUGUGUGACUUUUUGUGUGUGUAUGACGAAAAAAAAAUAAUUUUUCGGAUCCUUUUGCUAGUCCUUUGAAUUUACACGCCAUCUUUUCUCACCUGGAAUGAGGAGGGAUGCACCACCCCAUGUUAUUUCUUUUUUUCAUUUCUGAUGUCACACGCGUUUUUCUUUUUCAUUUCUUCUUUCCCUUUUAUUGUUUGAUCCUCAGGGGCCGUGUAUUUUUGGAUUUUUUUCGGUCGUCUUUUUCUUUUGAAAUGCGAUUGCAGUUUGUUUUUUUUUUUGGACGAAGACAGUCUUCCUGUUCGAUCAGUUGAACCUCCUCCUUGUAUGUUUAUUUUUUUUUUCUUAAUUUAGGAGAUGCAAAAAAUUGACAACAGAAAGAGAGAAAAAAAAAAUGGGUUCAUCGAACGUGCGGGCACAGUCACGUGACUAGUCGCAUUUUUUCCCCCUCCUUAAAUGGAACACACACACACACUUGGAAAGAAAAAAAAAAGUCUUAACACACGGAAAAGGAGGGAAUAUUUUAGCAUUUCUUUAAAUAAAACAAAUUCCUAAAACUAACAACAAAAAAGUAAGACGAUUCUAAUUUUCUUUUAUAUGAUUGGUCACGAUGGAUUUCGGUACAUCAUUUCGAUAGCGCUUAUUUUCAUUUCCCCCCCUCCCUCUGUCUCGUUGUAAAAUCAAUCAAUUUUGUGCUUGUAACUGUGAUAUAUUAAGAAAGAAAAAAAAAUGGUCGAGUUUUUUGCUGGAUUUUGCCCCUCCCUCCCUCAUCUCUUGUGUGUGUGUGUGUGUAUGUGAAUUAAACAAAAAAAAAAAACACUAUUACAUCUUUAAUAUGGAUAUCAUACACGAUUAUUUUUCAUGUCAA